Mycena citricolor is the source of this 1209-nucleotide messenger RNA. Lineage: Eukaryota; Fungi; Basidiomycota; Agaricomycetes; Agaricales; Mycenaceae. The record is from the annotation of a GenBank genome assembly.
GGCGAUGACGCCCCUCGUGCCGUGUUCCCGUCCAUCGUCGGACGUCCCAGACACCAGGGCGUCAUGGUCGGUAUGGGACAGAAGGACUCGUAUGUCGGUGACGAGGCGCAGUCCAAACGUGGUAUCCUGACGCUCAAGUACCCCAUCGAGCACGGCAUUGUGACCAACUGGGACGACAUGGAGAAGAUCUGGCAUCACACCUUCUACAACGAGCUGCGUGUCGCGCCGGAGGAGCACCCUGUGCUGUUGACCGAAGCACCCCUGAACCCCAAGGCGAACAGGGAGAAGAUGACGCAGAUCAUGUUCGAGACAUUCAACGCGCCUGCGUUCUACGUGUCGAUCCAGGCUGUGUUGUCGCUGUACGCAUCUGGUCGGACGACCGGUAUCGUGCUCGACUCUGGUGACGGUGUGUCGCACACGGUGCCGAUCUACGAGGGAUUCUCGCUCCCGCACGCGAUCCUGCGUCUCGAUCUUGCUGGGCGUGAUCUGACCGACUUUUUGAUCAAGAACUUGACUGAGCGCGGAUACCCGUUCACGACGACUGCGGAGCGUGAAAUUGUGCGGGACAUCAAGGAGAAGCUGUGCUACGUUGCGCUCGACUUUGAGCAGGAGCUGCACACUGCGGCGCAGUCAUCUGCUCUGGAAAAGAGCUACGAGCUCCCUGACGGACAGGUGAUCACGAUUGGUCCUGAGCGAUUCCGUGCUCCGGAGGCUCUGUUCCAGCCUUCGCUUAUCGGUCUUGAAGCUGCCGGAAUCCACGAGACGACCUUCAACUCGAUCUUCAAGUGCGAUCUCGACAUCCGUCGGGAUCUGUACGGCAACGUUGUGCUGUCUGGUGGAACGACGAUGUUCCCGGGUAUUGCCGACCGUAUGCAGAAAGAGCUGACGUCGCUUUCGCCCGCGAGCAUGAAGGUGAAGAUCGUUGCGCCUCCGGAGCGGAAGUACUCUGUGUGGAUCGGUGGAUCGAUUCUGUCGUCGCUGAGCACGUUCCAAAACCUGUGGUGCUCGAAGCAAGAGUACGACGAGUCUGGCCCUGGUAUCGUUCACCGCAAGUGCUUCUAAUGCACCAAUGUAGUCUUAGUCUAGGAUCAGAAAUUUUGGCACUAAUCGAUUUACCCUUUUGUCAUCAAAAGAAUGCCCUGUUUGUCUUUUCAGAUGCAUACAGACCACAAAUCCGACUGCAACGAUCGCAGCCGCGAUAUCAUCCAG